Molecule: messenger RNA, 1614 nt
Organism: Colletotrichum gloeosporioides
Lineage: Eukaryota; Fungi; Ascomycota; Sordariomycetes; Glomerellales; Glomerellaceae
Exons: 1
Coding region: 1-1614 (537 amino acids)
Source: RefSeq, a predicted model, not a curated record
AUGCCAAACGGCCAGCACCCUCCUCGUGUCAUUGUCGUGAAACAGGAACACCCGGGCGGGGAUUCAUUUUCAUCCCAGCACAAUUCCCGAAAGGAGGGUAACCGUGAUGAAUCUGCCAAUUCAGGCUGGAAAGAAACUUUCUUCAAGGUUGUCGAGGGAAGUGCGACUGCGUUUGGCUCAAUCGCUGUGCUUGGUUUGGCAGGAUAUUCCUACCACACCUACUACAAGUAUCUCGUGCUACAAAAGAUGGAGAACGCAUUUAGUGCCGGGUUCUCUACUCCCGAGCUUAUCGCGCUUGCGCGACAUGCAGUUCCUUCCAAACUCCAGUUGGAAGCAGCUCUACACGAAAAUGAACUGGGCCACCACGAAUGGAUCCCGAGAACCGAACAGCCUCUCGUCGAUGCAAUCUUAGAUGGCAGUCUCCAGGGGAGGUACCACCUCAUCACUGGGGAAAGGGGCUCUGGAAAAACAUCCAUGAUCCUCAAAGCAAUGAGGCGAGUUCACGGAGACGGGAUCGCCAUGCUCGAAGCCCACGGUGAUCCAGAAAUUUUCCGUCUCCGCCUCGGCAAAGCCCUCGACUAUGAAUUCCACGAGGACUACGUCGGGAGCUUGUUCAACUUCAAGGGCCCCCGUGACUCAACAGCCACUCUCGAUAUUGAAAGGGCGUUCAACAAAAUGGAAAAGGUAGCUUUGACCAGGCGGGCACGAACCGGAAAGCCUCUCAUCCUCGUCAUCAACCGCGUCCAUUUAUUGCGGGAAGACGACCACGGCCGCAACUUGCUCGAGCUUAUCCAGCAGCGAGCCGAGCUCUGGGCCGCCAGUCGCCUCGUGACAGUGGUACUUACGAGCGACGAUCACAGCAUCACAGAGCGCCUCAGGUGGCAAGCAACGCGCUUGAGCGUAGCAGACAUCCACGAUAUCCCCCGCGGACCCGCCCUUGCCUCCCUCAAAGACUUUCGAGCGAAGGUCUUCAAGGAGGCUGUGCCGGAGAAAAUCCUAGACCAUGUCUACAACAGAAUCGGUGGGCGUGUCGGUUUCCUCGACCAUGUGGCCCGGUCUGAGGACAUGCUCCAUGCCUGCGACCUAAUCUGCGAGCGGGAGAAGCGCUGGCUCCUCGGGCAGUGCUGGAUCCUGGGUGGUGACAUUGACGAUAACGCCGAGGACCAACAAGACUUCUCAGCCGCUGCGAUGGUGCUGGCCAAAGCUCUUGUCGAGAAAGAGAAGAACAUGGUCCGGGAGGGCAUCACCGACGGCCGGCUGCCAGAGAUACCCCUCCACGAGGUGAGACAGAUCAUGACCAGGCCGGACCUGAUUCAGCGGCACGAUCACGUCAACAUCUUCUCUAUUGACUCCAACUCAAUUGUGCGGGCUGACUCGGUGCCAAUGCAAAAUGCAUUCCGUGAGAUCUGCGCGCAGGAGGGCUUUGAGGAGCACCUUCAAGCUACACUAGACCGGUUGGAUGAGUUGGAAAGUCUAGGAAGGACGAGGGAGAUUAAGAUGAAAGACCUUGUCAACGACGGAGAGUUCCAAGCACUGAUUCGCUCGGCUAGGGGCAACGGGGAGCCUCUGAUGGUCACUGUUAAGGCGGCGUCUGCAGAAAAGGGCGGCGAGUGA